This is a messenger RNA of Silurus meridionalis, 4340 nucleotides long. It is a transcript of the gene dnajc18, whose product is annotated as DnaJ (Hsp40) homolog, subfamily C, member 18. Gene Ontology annotation, biological process: cellular response to misfolded protein. The record is from RefSeq and is a predicted model, not a curated record. Gene Ontology annotation, cellular component: endoplasmic reticulum membrane. NCBI's taxonomy places the organism in Eukaryota, Metazoa, Chordata, Actinopteri, Siluriformes, Siluridae. Gene Ontology annotation, molecular function: Hsp70 protein binding.
CAGGAUACAACUACACUUUACAUGGUCUUGUUUUCCUUCCAACAGCACAGGAAACAGUUUCUCAGGAGCUGCACACUGCUGUGGAUUAGUUUACACGUGAACACUAUAAAGCUUGACUGCUCUGUACAGUUUAAUAAAUAUUAAUGCCUGUUGACCUCCAAUAGUCAGCAUUUUUUUUAUAGGAACACACCUUAAACUCUGUGGAUUAACCCAUGGCUUUACUCUUAUAUCCUUUCUUUGUCUUUUGUAUGACUUUAUCGAUUAUUUCAGUGACAAUGGCUGAAUCUGCUAAUGCAACAUCACAAACAGGUGAUGGUGCUAAACCCACACAGACAACACCGGGGACUGGGCUCACGACAUUAGCCUUUGGUGUGAUGAGCUUCAUUCUGAUGUUGAUCAUUGUUAUGGUGGUCUUGGUAACAGCAGUGAACUUCAGAGGACGCUGCCAUAAUUCAAAGGAAGAAGGUAUAAAAAACUAUGGCUCUGUGGUAUCAGAAGGAAAUUUGAGCAACAAAACAGAGAGGGGAAGCAUCAUGCUAGUCUCUAUGAGGACAAUAAACACAGACACUGACACAGAUUCAGUACGAUUCUCCUCCAUUUACAGUGCAGCAUUGGAAGACGAAGACCAGUAGCUCAGACUGAAAACAGGGAAGGGAAUGGACUCGAUUCUCUAAUCGGAACUGAUUUUCCGUUCUCCUUUUCAGCAGUAACAGAUCGGUGUUGUUUGAAUGACACGGUUCUACAUGUCUGUACAGUUUGCCUCACAAAUAAUUAUGCAAAAUUAAAUGAUCACAAAGAAUGAUGGGUGAUGCAUGUUAAAGAAAAGCACUCAAUGGACAACUCUGAAAAACUUUAGACUCAGAGCUAAUGAAAAAGUAAGAUAUAAAGCAAUUGUCUGUUACAUUUGAGAUAUAUGAUUUCUUUUCAGUAUUGAAGCAAACAUAAAAAAAAAAAAAUGUUUUGAAAUUGUUGACCCACAGAAAUAAAUGACAUUGGAACAUACUGUGCGGUGUGAAAGACCAUAUAAGGGGGAACGUUGGCGGUUUUCUAUUGGUGCUUACCCUACUUCCGGUUCCGGUUAGCCAUGGCGGUUGCUAGCUACCCCGUUUAGAUACUUGGUUGUCCUGCUUGUAAUCCGGAUAUAUUUUUUGGGGGGGAAAAUGUGUUCUUGAGUUUCAUAAAUGGUGUUUCUGAUGACAGUUUAUUCACUGUAGAAGUAAACUGUGUUGACACUGACGGCACUGACCGGUUGUAAUGCUGAAGUGUGUCCGAAACUAACCGGGUGCUCUUAAUGUUAUUAGCUUGUUAGCUACUCGGCAUCUUCAUGCGACCGUUAUUUCUAAUGUAAAUCCGCUUGUUUGAUUAUUUGGCGUUUAGUUUUAGUGUCGCCAUAUGGGAACUAACGUUUCUCCCGUUUCGGUGUUGUAAUAAGUGUACUUGGGCAGCCUGUCAUUGCAGCUGUCAUUCGGGUGUCCGUCUUAGACAGAAGUAGGCAGGACCGUAAUCUGAAGCGGGUGUAGAGAUGCCUGGGUUUCUGUCUGAUAAAGAAGAAUCGGACAGACUGAUCGAGAAAGCAAAGCUAUGUUUAAGAUCAGGACAGAAGGAGAAAGCCCUGCAGAUCUUAUAUGAGGCACAGAAUAUCUACCCCAGCACCCGAGCCCGAGUCCUGAUCGAUGCUAUUGUGAAGAAUGGUAGUGCAGCUGCCCCUGAAACAGAGCGUACAAACACACCGCCACCCGGAUGGAGGAACUCCGACAUCCCUAUCCGGCGACAGCACCAGCGUAACAGUACAGGAGUUACUGGUGAGGCACCCAGUGAUGACAAGAAGAGCUAUACUGAAGAGCAGAGGCAGGGGGUUCUCAGGAUACAGAGAUGCAGGGAUUUUUAUGAGAUUCUGGGUGUACCGAAGAAUGCCAGUGAUGAGGAUUUGAAAAAGGCUUACCGUAAGCUUGCAUUACGUUUUCACCACAAGAAUUGUGCACCUGGAGCUACGGAUGCUUUUAAAGCUAUUGGUAAUGCCUACGCAGUGCUGAGUAACCCAGAGAAGAGGCAGCAGUAUGAUCAAUAUGGAGAACAGGGUACCACAGAGACACCUAGUCACUCCACAGCCCAGCCUGGUUACACUCACACACACCAUCGAACCUUCCACAGGGACUUUGAGCCCGACAUCUCACCAGAAGAAAUCUUCAACAUCUUCUUUGGUGGCAGGUUUCCUACAGGAAACAUUCAUGUUUACACAAACAGAGGAGCUUCUUAUUCACAUUUCUACCAGCAACGCAGACGGCGUGCAUUUGAGAGACGGGAGGAGGAAGUACAGGAGAACCGCAGCCAGAAUACAUUCACAGCCUUCCUGCAGCUUCUACCUGUACUGGUGCUCAUCCUGAUCUCUGUAAUAACCCAACUGAUGGCCACUAACCCCCCUUACAGCCUUUUCUACAAACCGUCCAUGGGUUUGGUGGUGUCCAGGGAGACGCAGCACAUGGGCAUACAGUAUUAUGUAGAUAAAAGCUUUGAUUAUCAUGGGGGGGCUCUGGAUGAACUGGAGAAGACUAUAGAGAGUGACUACAUAAACCAUCUACAGAACAGCUGCUGGAAAGAGAAGCAACAGAAGUCAGACCUGGCCAACCUGGGUCAGCUUUAUCGUGAUGAACGGCUGAAGCAGAAAGCUGAAACCAUGAAGUUGGACAACUGCGAGAAGCUUCACCGCAUUGCAAGCCGCCAGAGGGGCAACUGAAAAAAAAGGAUAUGCUCUAUUAAACAAAAUGUCUUACCCUGACAUAUAUACGAUUUUAAUCUGUGCAGUGAUUAAUCACUUUAUUUAGGGAGAGUUUAUUGGAAAUGCGGUGCUUUUUUAGCCCUGCUAAACAGAUAAAGGUGCCAGCACGCCGAAUUGCACUGGUGCGGCUGGAAGUGAUCAAUUCGGUCAGCUUUUCGCGACAAUGAAACGUAGCCUCAUCACAGAGGAAAUGUUUUUUGUGUCUUUGUAUCUCCUUACAUUAAGGAAUUUAGGCUCCAGAUGCACUGAAACUUACACAGAUUCUUCAGUACAACACUGAUUUUAUUUAAUAUGCUUGAGUUUUAGUAGUGUAGUAUGUAGUUAACAAAAAUGUAUUUAUUUAAUUGCGUUAUUUAUUUUUCUUCUCAUUUGUAUUGUUAACAUUUAUUUGGUGUUAAUCAGGCUAAAGACAUUUCUGUUAAUGAAAACGAGGACAUUUUUUUCAUGCAGAUCUAAAAGACGAUUCAUUAAAAAACCCAAACUACUGCUUUCAAAAGCUUUUCCAGGUAAAUCGAGAUGUUCUCAUAAAGGUUAAAUUACUUAAAUGGAUUUACUUUUGUAACUGAUGUGUUAUUUAAUACUUAAUGCUUGGAGUCACAGGGCAUUAGUAUUUAAUGUUAUUUUGUGUUUAGAAAAUUUUUUUUUUUUGCUCCAAAAUCCUUGUAAACAGCAUUAAUAAUUUUUAAUAUCUAUAGUGACAACUUUUUUCUUUUUUGUUGCAUGCAGUCCAUUGGGCGUUUUAUUUUGCUUUGUGUUACACACAGUAUCAACUAAAGGUCGACCGAUAGUGGAUUUUGCUGAUACAAUAGCUAGGUAGAAACUUGCCGAUAACCGAUUAAUCAACCUAUAGUUUUUAAAAUGGAUACUGGAUUUUUGGAUAAUAGCAAUAGUGUUGAAUUAUAUUACAAAAAACAAACAAACUACUGAAUCAUAAAAAUGUGCUAAAUAAAAUGAGUAUAUCGAUUAAUAAAUAUAAGCAUAUAAUUAAUAAUCAAUUAUACAAUAUUAGCAAAUAUAUAAUAUAGCGUUCAUUGUGUACCGUGCGAUCUUUGUAUCAUGUCACACGUGUAAAAGCAAACAAGACACGGCGUCAGAGAUUCAUCUCUAAAGCAGACCUUCUCUGCGUUCCAGCAACGUACACAAGCAAGAAAAACUAUUGGUGUGGAUUUCUGCAAUUAGCUCCAGCAAUCAACUUACAGUGCUGAUUAAUCUGCAAAACCAAUUAAUCGGUCGACCUCUAGUAUUAGUAAAGCAGGUUUAAUUUAGACCUAAAUAUUUUCAUCUAAAUUACCUGCAAGCUGUUACCUUUUGAAUUGUAGACAUGUUAAUAUGUGGUACCUCAUGUUGAGUCAACACUAGUCCUGAAAUUCUGAAUGUGGAAACCUGUUGCUGAAUGCUUAGCAGUACAAUACAUUUCAUAUCUUAAAGUAAAGUGAGAUUUAUUUGGAAUGAAGGUAACGUGAGUGAGUGCCGAGAGAGAUUUUGUUCUGGUUUUAUAAAACACUAAUCAUUUUCACCUUCUCCCGAAUCAUACAAUAAAAUUACAAUAUAAUUCUUCUAACAA